Rhincodon typus (whale shark) is the source of this 4979-nucleotide messenger RNA. Its product is annotated as toll-like receptor 2 type-2. The coding region runs from base 554 to 2929 and encodes 791 amino acids. Lineage: Eukaryota; Metazoa; Chordata; Chondrichthyes; Orectolobiformes; Rhincodontidae. Gene Ontology annotation, molecular function: protein binding; triacyl lipopeptide binding; transmembrane signaling receptor activity. The transcript has 4 exons. Gene Ontology annotation, cellular component: membrane. Gene Ontology annotation, biological process: inflammatory response; toll-like receptor signaling pathway; immune response. The record is from RefSeq and is a predicted model, not a curated record.
UUAAACUUUUCCGACUUAAAUCGAGACCGGGACUUGGGUUUUCGGUCAUCAAUUAAACCGGCAGAUCCUGGGUAAUAAACAGGACACCCAAUGGCCACUAUAUCCCCGGCACAUCUAUCCUAUCGGCAGAUCACUGUGAUCUGGGAGAUCUCCCCUCUGUAGCCAUUCGGUCAGUUUACCAGCAGCAGCCCUGUCGCCCUGGUGUAAAUACUGGCUCCACGCCCAGUGACCUGCUCCCACCUGCAGCGGGAUCCAGCCGAAUCCUCUGAGAAGCGACUGGGCUCCGUUCCUCCUCAAACCCACCGGAGUGAGAAUUCAUGGAUGGCUCUUUCGGCACGGACUGCAUUGCUCACUCCCUGGAGGUCGAGCAUUAAGGUGGCGCAGGAGACUGGAGACACUUGGAGAGGUGAAUCAGCUCAGAAUCUCUGUUUAAAGAGGAGGAAAGAAGAAGACAGAGGCAAAGAGAUACAAAUUUCUGUUUGUUUGGAUUUAUGAGAGAUUUAUGUGAUUAAUACAAUAUUGAAGACUCACAGGAUAGCUCUGAAGAAGAACGAUGAGAUCUCCCUCAUUGUUGAUCCUGCUUGUUGAUUGCAUUUUUGUACGUGCAGCUUUCUUAGAAGGGAACACUGACCCAUCGGACAUCUGUCAGAAAUGCAACUCUCACAACUUCUGCAACUGCUCAUCGGUGAAGCUAGAGAAUGUUCCACGUGUAGUGGAAAAUGUACUGGGGUUUGAUCUGUCUCAUAACAAGAUCUCACAGAUUAAGGACACUGAUUUCAUAACAUAUGUGAAACUCAAAAGACUUCUAUUGCAAUCAAAUCGAAUCCACUCUAUUUCGGAGCAGGCACUCCAGCAUAACACAGACCUGGAGUAUCUUGACUUAUCGAAUAAUCUUUUGACACACUUGUCACCGCAUUGGUUUGAACAUCUUUCCAAAUUACUAUACCUUAACAUUUUAGGAAAUAAUUACACAGAUUUGGGAUCGGGGAGAAUUUUCUCAAAUCUGACAAGACUCAGAUGGUUAGAAUUUGGCAGUCCUUCUCUUUCUGUUCUAAAGAAAGGUGACUUUGUAGGGGUUACACAUCUGGAUGAGUUUAUUGUAACAGCAGAGAAAUUACAGGUGUAUGAGAAAGGGAGCUUCAGUUCAUUCAGCAGUAUAAGUCAUGCUACCUUAAGUCUGCCUUACACAUUUCUGAAUAAACCAAGUCAGGCUCAGCAGAUUUUUGUUGAUUUAUCAGAAUUCACCACCCACAUGGAGCUAAGAAAUGUAGCAUUUCCGGAUAAAAAGGACAGUCAGCCAUUUUUACCAGUACAAAAUUCGUCACUGAGAAAAUUGAGUUUCAGAAAUACUUUUCUUACUGAAAAUACUGUAAUAAAUUUCCUAAAUUCAAUGAAAAACACAAAAGUAUCUGAACUGGUAGUAAAAGACAGUGAACUUUCAGGAGUUGGGCAAUGGUAUGGAAUAGACAACUUAAAAACUAAUUCUCUCGAUACAAUAUUAUUAAGUAAUAUAUCGAUUAAACACUUCUAUUUAUUUCAUGAUCUUUCAAAUAUUAGUGAUCUGUUUCAAUCCAUUAAAAACGCCACAUUUACAAAACUAACAAUGUUUCUGAUGCCCUGCACUGUAUCCAAAAAGUUAGAAAAUAUGGAGUACCUUGAUUUAACAGACAAUUUGUUAAGUGAUAGGAGUUUGGACGAAACUGUCUGUUCAGGAUCUUGGCGUUCACUACAUUAUCUUAUUCUGAGAAAGAAUCUUUUUCAAUCCCUGGCUAGAACAAGCACAAAAUUAACCACACUUCCUAAACUUAUCCAUUUAGAUUUGAGCCAGAACAGAUUCAGUGUCAUAAAGACUUCAUGCAAAUGGUCUGAAAAGCUACAACUUCUAAACCUUUCGAGCUGUGAUAUCAAAAAUAUAGAAGAAUGUGUCCCUCCAAAUGUUGAAGUGUUGGAUUUAAGUAACAAUAUUAUCAGCAGUUUUGCUGUUAAUCUUCCUUCUCUCAAAGAAUUAAAUCUGUCCAAUAAUAAGUUUAAAAGUUUACCAGGUGAUGGCUACUUACCAAAGAUGGAAAUUCUGAAGAUCAGCAGUAAUAAACUCACCUCUCUCUCAGCUGAAGAAAUCAAGACAUUUCAGAAGCUUCAAUUUUUAGAAGCUGGAAAGAAUAAUUAUAUUUGUUCAUGCGAAUUCCUGUUCUAUAUGAAUAAUGGCAAGACAGUGCAACUGUUGGACCGAGCGGAAGAUUACAUUUGUGAUUCACCUUUAUUCCUCAGGGGAAAGAUGGUACAAAAUACUAAGCGCUCUUUUUUUGACUGUCACAAAACAUUGUCCCUAGCCUUACUGUGUGUUGGCACAAUUUUGACAGUAGCCAUUGUUGUGGUGAUGUGUUACAAGUAUCACGUGUUCUGGUAUAUCCAAAUGACAUGGGCAUGGCUGAAGGCAAAGAGGAAACCAAAGAAAGUGAAGAAGAAUAAUAUUUGUUACGAUGCAUUUGUCUCUUAUAGUGAGAUGGAUUCAGAGUGGGUGGAAAACUUGCUGGUAAGUGAGUUAGAAAGUGCUCAUCCACCGCUGACACUCUGCCUUCAUAAGCGCGAUUUCAUCCCAGGCAAGUGGAUAAUUGACAACAUUAUUGAGUCCAUUGAGAAAAGUAGGAAAACCCUCUUUGUUUUGUCUCAACAUUUUGUCCAAAGUGAGUGGUGCAAGUACGAGCUUGACUAUACUCAUUUUCGUCUAUUUGAUGAAAAUGAUGAUUCAGCCAUCCUUGUUCUGUUGGAGAUGAUCCCAAAGGAAACCAUUCCUCAAAGAUUCUGCAAGCUGAGGAAACUGAUGAAUACAAAAACCUAUUUGGAAUGGCCUCAGGAUGAAGUGGAACAGCAAAUCUUCUGGUUUAAUUUAAGAAUCGCAUUACAAGGAGAUAACAUUACAAGUUUGUAAGUAUUUUCAAUAUAUUGUUGCAUUAAAAUAAAUCUAGUUAUGAAACGACAUUGCCUGAUCUAUCAACACAGUGAUCACACAACUUUUACCAACCAUCAAGUCAGUCAUGACCUGAUCAUAUCAACAAACUACUUUGAAGAGAACUCCCUUGGAAUUGAAAUAAAUGGCUACAUCUACUCCAAAGAACUUUUGCACCACAACUAAUGAAAUAAUUGUACAUACAGACAUUUAGAACUUUGACUUGCAAAGAUGAGAAUUGUAUUUGGCUUGAUCGGACUAAUGCAUGUUCUAAACCUAACCUACCACCGUCUCAAAUACACAUUGUUAAAUCUGCAACUUGGAUAUUUUGUCUAAGCAAUUUCUGGUUCUCACUGCAAUCAAGGGAAACUCUAGAGUACCUCUCCAUUCCAAAACACUUCAAUCCAAUCAUGACCAAACUCGCUGCUUCUAUCUUGUCCUCUGCAGAUCAGAAUCAUUGCAUCUGCUACAACUAUAAUUGCCAACAAGAAAACUGGAAAGAACAUGUCAGCAACUUCCCUCAAAAGGGCACUGAUUUAGAAAAAGAUGUGGCACCACUGACAUUAUACAUUAAAAGGUAGAGAUAUAAAGCAUUGCUUCAUCUGAAUGGAGGAGAUACAAGCCCCAACUAUGAUAACACCUGAAUGGGAAUGUUGCAGGCAUAAAAUUAGUUGUGCAUCUCUAAGUGAGUAGCCCAGGUUCGACAUUACACUUUAAAAUGAUACUUUGAUACUUGAAAUUAACAUGUUUUACUUUUAGAAGGAAAAACAAAGUGAUGAUUUUGAUUUCAAUCAAAUCACUGAUUAAGGAAUUACUUCAACAGUCACUCUCCAACAUUGAACUCUCAUGUCCUGAUUAUCAAAGACAAUCUAUUACCUCUAGACUCACAGAGGCUUUAACAUAACCUCUCCACGUAUCUAUUUACACCGCCCCCCUUCAAUGCCAUUGACUUAAUCAUUGCUCUGAUUUCAUUUUUCUCCUUUUGUCUUAGCUCCCUUCAUGUUGUUGUUUGCUCUAUUACCAAAUGCUACUCAUUCUACCUCCUCUUUCACAGCCAUUUGCUGUCCAUGCUGAUCUAUUUUCCCUUGUCAUGCAUUCUUGUCUUGUACCCCUUCCUUUGCUCGCCACUCAAAUUCUCUUCCUCCUUGUUCUCCGAAUGCAUUCUCACUUUUCCUGAUCUCUACCAAAGCACAGUCGCCAUUACAAUGCAUAGUCUUUCAUUUCAUCUUUUUAUUUGCCCCUGUUGCUGUGAGAUUCCAGUUCUUUCCAUGGCAAUCAAAAUCAUUAGCACUGAAAAUAAAAUGUGGCAGAGAAGCCUGAGAGGCAAUGAUAGUAAACCUAAAAUAACAAGCUAUGUUUACACCGUAUAUUUAAGAGGUAAAAUGUUAGAAGGCACUUAAGCUACUUCAAAAAAGAAUUGAGACCCAGCCAGAGAAGGUAGUCCAAAGAGGUAGUUUUUAUGGAAUAUCCUAAAGGAGGUAGAGAGGUGAAGAGAUUUAGAGAGGAAAGUCCAGAACUUAGCACUGAAGCAGAUGAAGGUAUAUUUUCCAAUGGUGGAGCAAUGACAAUUGGAGAGGUGCAGAAGGUCAGAAUGGGGGAUCUUAAAGGGUUGCAUUUCCAGAAGAGGUUAGAGAGUUCAGGAAGAGUGAAGCUGUGGAAAACUUGAAAAUAUGAAAACAAUUUUAGAGAAAAAAUUUAAAAGAUAUUUAAAGAAGAAUCUUUGUAACAAGCGACUUAACAAGAUAGAGAAAGUAAUCCAAGAAAAGUGCUUCCAGAUACAUUAAAGAACAGUAAUAAAUUGAAUAGAUUCAACAUUAGAUGAAGAUAAUUUAGAGUGGACCUAGAUGGUAAUUACAAGAUGAUCCAGGUUGUCAGGAAAGGUAUUGAGGCUGGACAUUAGACUUCUUUAAUUAACAUAGGACAUGGGGAAAUUUAACAGGAUCAAUAUUCUAGAAAGAAUAAAUCAACUGGGUUUAAAGAAAUUAUUUCUCAGCAAAAAAAGUAUGUAUUUAAAAAUAUAACAACAACCUUA